Molecule: messenger RNA, 1062 nt
Organism: Monoraphidium neglectum
Lineage: Eukaryota; Viridiplantae; Chlorophyta; Chlorophyceae; Sphaeropleales; Selenastraceae
Product: cytochrome P450
Exons: 9
Coding region: 1-1062 (353 amino acids)
Molecular function (GO): oxidoreductase activity, acting on paired donors, with incorporation or reduction of molecular oxygen; iron ion binding; monooxygenase activity
Source: RefSeq, a predicted model, not a curated record
AUGUUCAACCGCCGCCUGCAGAAAAACUUCCAGGCGUUCGCCAGCAACGGCAUCUUCACGUCCAGCACCACGGACCCGGACUGGGCGUCGGCGCACGGACUGCUGCCGCGCUUCUUCAACGCCCUCAAGGUCAAGGCCUUCUACGGCACCAUCCUUGACAAGACGCGGGUGUUCAUGCACGAGUGGUCCAAGAGGGUCGCGGCUGCGGGCCCCGAGGGGGCGCUGCUGGAGCACGCCAACGACUGGUUCGCCUGCAUGACGGCCGACGCUGUGGUCAAGUGCGCCAUCGGCCUGGACAUGCGCAACGUGGAGCGCAAGGGCGCGGGCGAGGCGCUGCACCCCUUCAUCGCCUGCUUCCGCGGCGGCAUCGGCGCGCUGCUGGGCCACGCGGACCUCAAAAAGGAGAUGGGCCUGUCCUACUACAACCCCCUGGCGUCCAAGAAGGACGCGCUGCACAGGAUUGUGCUGCGGCGCCGCGAGGAGGCAGAGGCCAUGGUGUCAGACAUGGUGGAGAAGACGAGGAGGGGCGAGAUUGGCGAUGCCAACUCUGUCAUCGGGGCGAUGCUGAACGACAAGGCCCCCAACACGGGGGAGUACGUGAGGCUGCAGGCCAUCUACGGCCACGUCAUCAACCUCAUGGUCGCGGGGCACGAGACCACGGCCACCACCCUGGCCUGGACGCUCUACUACCUCUCAAAGAAUCCCGCCUGCGAGGCAAAGGCCCUCGCGGAGAUCAGGGACGUGCUGGGCGACGCCACUGAGCCGACCGCGGACCACAUCCCGCGGCUGCCGUACCUGGAGGCCUGCUUCAGGGAGGCUCUGCGCCUGCAUCCCGCCGUCACAGCCAUCGCGCGCGACGCGGCCGCAGACACCCUCCUCAAGGGCAAGUGGCUGGUGCGCCGGGGGCAGCGCGUCAACAUCAACCUGGUGGCGCUGCAGCGCAGAGAGGACCAGUGGGGCGGGCCCUUCGGCGACCCCAGCAGCUUCAACCCGGAGCGCUUCAUGCCCGGCGCCUGCGAGGCGGCCGGCCUGCCGCCGCGCCACCCCCAGGCAAGCCACUAG